AAGAGUCACAUUCAAAGCUCCAUUGGGUUUAAAUAUCCCUUAAGUUGAAGCGGUGCGAAUAGCCGUUAGCUACCUAUAGUUAUUACGAGGUUAUUACCAAUACAAAUUCUAAACAAGUUAAUAGUAGACUAAUAAUUGAAAAAAGUGUGUCUAUCAAAAAUGAUAUUCGAGAACGGUAUAAUUAAAACUCCUGAUUUGGAAUUUAACGAAAACUCUGGAGGCGUUGGAUGUAUAUUGUAUGAGACUCUUAAACAAUAUGAGAACAGAAUUGCUUUGAUAAAUUCUCAUAAUGAUGAGUUCAUCACCUACAAAGAACUAUUAAAAAGAAGCAUUUCCACAGCAAUAGCACUUGAAAAACGUGGCAUAAAACAGCAUGAUUUAAUGGCUAUAUGCUCUAGAAGAGAAAACCUUGAUGGUAACGUGCCCAUAAUUGCAGGGCAAUUUUUAGGCUGUAUCACCUAUGCGUUAGACCCUAAUGAAACCAUUGAAGUGACUGCAAAUUUACUUGAACAAGUCCAACCAAGGAUUAUUUUUGUAACAGAAAGUUCAAAGCAACUUAUAUUUGAAACUCUCAAGAAAAUUAACAUUCAAGUUGAAAUAGUGGAAUUUGGUGAACAAUUCAAACACGAGUUUUUAGGCUUGGAAAACAGUGACUUUAAGCCAUUGUUUAUUGAAAACCUAAAAACAACUUGCAUGAUACAUUUCAGUAGUGGUUCCACUGGUACACCGAAACCCAUAUGCCUAAAUCACUAUUAUUAUAUGGCACUAAUUGGACCUAUUCCACAUCCGAAAUCGGAACCCUGCACUCGGAAGUUUGCAAACCACAUGAUUGGCUCGGUCAGUUUGAGGAUCUCUAACUGGUACUGGAUAUCGACUUCUAUAGAAAUGGUUGACGCUAUGUGGAAUGGAAAAUGUCGGUUAUUGAAGGAUAUAUUCGAUGUUGAUCAAAUAUGGUUUACUAUUGCUAAAUACAAGAUUGCAGAUAUUUUCUUUAGACCUGUGGAUAUACCCUUAUUCCCAUCAAAAUUACCUCCAAGUUUAGAUGUUUCUUGCCUACGUAAAGUGUUUAUAAGCGGUAAUGCUUUACAUGAGGAUUUAGUAGACAGUUUAAAGCAACUUUUGCCUGAAGUUGAGCUUGUGUCCAUGUAUGCUAUGACAGAAUGCGGCGUAGUUACUUAUUCUUAUGUGGAAAAAUUUAAAGUUGAAAAACCAACUUGUUGUGGACUUCCAGUCAGUGGACUACAUUAUAAAAUUAUCGAUUUAGAAACAGGCAAAAUUUGUGGCUUUAAACAACCAGGCGAAUUACAUGUGAAAGGCAAACGAGUCUUCAACGGUUUUCACAAUUUAGAUAGUUCCGAGUGUUUUGACGAUGAAGGCUAUUUUAAAACUGGCGAUGUGGUUUAUUUUGACGAAGAUUUUUGCUUCUUCUUUGUUGAUCGCAUCAAAGCUCUUUUAAAAUGGAAAAAUAAACUAAUUUAUCCCAGUUGCAUUGAAGAAGUAUUGCGUAGCCAUCCUGCAGUAAAUGAUGCAAUGGUUAUUGGUAUUGAAGAUAAAGUUGAAGCUGAAAGAUUGAUGGGGGUGGUCAUAUUAAAAAACGAUGUUGAAGAUCUUAGCGAAGUGGAUUUGGUUAAAUAUGUUGAAGAAAGAGUAGAAGACUAUAAAAGAUUGAGAGAAGGUGUGGUGUUUGUUAAGCAUUUUCCUACAACAAUUACUGGAAAACCAAAUAGGCUCAAAGUAAAACAAAUGGCCCUUGAACUGAUGAAGCGUAAUGUGAAUAUAAAAUACGCAUAAUAAAAUUUAUCUUGAAUUCUAUUUUUUUAUUCUCUUCAUAUUAACUUUUUUUUGUCAAGUCCUUUCUAAAACAGCUUCUAAUGAACUGGUAUGAUAUUUCAAUGUAUCCUGGUUGAGUUAAGAUAUGUACUUUUGUAUACUAUCCAAGGUGGCAACUGAAAGUGUGGG
This is a messenger RNA of Ceutorhynchus assimilis (cabbage seed weevil), 1959 nucleotides long. The record is from the annotation of a GenBank genome assembly. NCBI's taxonomy places the organism in Eukaryota, Metazoa, Arthropoda, Insecta, Coleoptera, Curculionidae.